CACGCUGGGAGCUUUCAGUCACCUAUCCCCAUCAUGGCGUCCCGUGUCCUGCUGCAGUGUGUCCGCUCGCUCGCCCGGCCCUCGCUGAGGCUGUCCUCGGCUAACCUGGCAGUCAGAGCCGCUGCAGCCCCGGUAGCAGCCCUCCACCGACCCCUCUCUUUCGCCGCAGACAGCCGGAGGACGCGAUGGCUCGGACAGAGCUCGAUCCCUUCAGUAGGCGUUCUGUGCCGACAGUACGGGGACCUGCCCCCCCUCACCCUAGAGACCAUCAAAGAGCGCGUCAUGUACGUCCUCAAGCUCUACGACAAGAUCAACCCCGAGAAGCUGCAGACGACCUCCCACUUUAUGAAAGACCUCGGCCUGGACAGCUUGGACCAGGUGGAGAUCAUCAUGGCCAUGGAGGAUGAGUUUGGCUUUGAAAUCCCUGAUGCAGAAGCAGAAAAGUUGAUGAGUCCUGAGGAGAUUGUACAGUAUAUCGCAGACAAGAAGGACGUUUAUGAAUAAGCUGUUCUCAAACUCACUGCAGAGAGAGGUUGACCCCGGCGUGACCCCACAGGAAGUAGCAGAUGGGCACCAAACCAUUUCCCACUUCCUCCCCGUCAGCUCUUCUGUCCGUAACAGCACUGUCAUCGUCGGCUGCCAGUCUUGUGUUUGACUGUAUUUAAAUGAACAUGUGCUUUUGGAGCGUGGAGACAAAACAGAAUAUUAAACAAGGUUCUAUCACCGUUCUAUUUUUGUGUUCUUCUUCCAGCUCCACCCUGUGGUUCUGAUGUAUAAUUUCUCAUGAAUAAAUCAAUAAAGACACAUGCUGUGAA
Messenger RNA from Cheilinus undulatus (humphead wrasse), 815 nucleotides. It is a transcript of the gene ndufab1b, whose product is annotated as NADH:ubiquinone oxidoreductase subunit AB1b. Gene Ontology annotation, cellular component: mitochondrion. Gene Ontology annotation, biological process: fatty acid biosynthetic process. Lineage: Eukaryota; Metazoa; Chordata; Actinopteri; Labriformes; Labridae. The record is from RefSeq and is a predicted model, not a curated record. The transcript has 5 exons. Gene Ontology annotation, molecular function: acyl binding; acyl carrier activity. Bases 34 to 504 code for a protein of 156 amino acids.